AAGGGAGAAAUCAGACAAAGGAAGGACGCAGGACGCUUCGUCAUUGUUGGGACUUUGUGGAGUUUCUUUGGGGAAGAGGAACUGCAGCCUGUGCAGGUCCCACCAGGACAAAUAUAAACCGGGAGAGGACGGUCACACCGACUAUCACGGAGCCCCGAUAGUCGCCAGGUAUCCUCCGGCCGCCGGGAUGACCGUCACGCAGAGCUCCGCGCUCCUCAGCCUGCAGCUGCUGCUGCUGCUCUCUGCGCGCAUCCAGGUUUCUUCAGCCUCGGGACACUUUGAACUUCAGAUUUUGUCAGUGCAGAAUGUUAAUGGGCAGCUGCGAUCUGGUUCCUGCUGCGAUGGAUCUCGGGACGUAACAGAUGGUCGAUGCAUGGUCAACGAAUGCAACACUUAUUUCCGGGUCUGUUUGAAGGAAUACCAACUGAAGGUGGCAUCUGCAGGGCCCUGCAGUUAUGGCAUCGCCUCUACACCUGUGCUUGGUGGGAAUACCUUUUCUUUACACAACACCAACAACGACAAAGCCCGGAUUGCAUUGCCCUUCAACUUUGCUUGGCCAAGGUCAUACACCUUGAUCGUGGAAGCCUUGGACUUCAACAACAAUUCUUCCUCUGGCAGUGUUGGUGGGGCUGUGAUCGAGAAAGCUUUCCACUCUGGGACGAUCAGCCCCGGCCAACAGUGGCACCGUGUGAAACAUGCUGGCCCGGUUGCUCAGUUUCACUUUCAGGUGCGUCUAAGCUGUGACGAGCACUAUUAUGGCUUUGGCUGCAACAAGUUCUGCCGGCCGCGAGAUGACUUCUUCGGCCACUAUGAGUGUGACCACAACGGCAACAAGACGUGCCUGGAGGGCUGGUCAGGGCCAGACUGCAGCACUGCAAUCUGCAGACAGGGCUGCAGCACAGAACAUGGAUCCUGUAAAGUGCCCGGAGAGUGCAGGUGUCUGUACGGCUGGCAGGGGGAUUACUGUGAUCGGUGUAUCCCUCAUCCUGGCUGUGUUCAUGGCAGCUGUGUGGAGCCUUGGCAGUGUCUCUGUGACACCAACUAUGGAGGACAGCUGUGUGACAAAGACCUGAACACAUGCGGGACACGGCAGCCAUGUUUGAAUGGAGGAACAUGCAGCAACACGGGACCAGACAAAUACCACUGCUCCUGUCCUGAAGGCUUCUCUGGAAUCAACUGUCAGAGAGUGGACCAUGCCUGCCUGUCCAGCCCCUGCUUAAACAGAGGAAGUUGUGCAGAAACCAGUCAAGGUUUUGAAUGUCACUGUGCCCCUGGAUGGACUGGACCAUUGUGCUCCAUCAAUGUCGACGAGUGCCUGGUGAACCCCUGCAGUCAUGGGGGAACCUGCCAGGACCUGGUAAAUGGUUUCAAAUGCCUGUGCCCACCUCAGUGGACCGGAAAGUCCUGCCUCAUCGAUGCCAACGAAUGUAACGACAGACCCUGUGUCAAUGCCAAUUCCUGCCGAAAUCUGAUUGGUGGAUACUUCUGUGAGUGCCUCCCUGGUUGGACAGGCCUCAACUGUGACAGCAAUAUCAACGACUGUCGCGGCCAGUGUCAGAAUGGAGCUACAUGCAUGGACCUGGUUAAUGGUUACAGGUGUGUGUGCGCUCCGGGUUUCAGCGGGGAACACUGUGAGAAAGAUGUGGACGAGUGCGACAGUGGACCGUGCCUUAAUGGCGGGCAUUGCCAUGAUGACGUUAAUGGCUUCGACUGCCUGUGUCCGCCUGGUUUUUCUGGAGGCCAGUGUCAGUCGGAUAUCGAUUAUUGCCUGCACAGUCCAUGUCAAAAUGGUGGGAAAUGUUUCAACCUGGCAGCCAGCUACGUCUGUAAAUGUCCUGAAGACUACGAGGGCAAGAACUGUUCCCAGCUGAAGGACCACUGCCGCACAGCCCCCUGCAAAGUGAUUGACAGCUGCACAGUGGAAGUGACAGCCAACAGCACACCGGCCGGGAUGCGUUUGAUUUCAUCCAGUGUGUGUGGCCCACAUGGCCGUUGUCGGAGUCAUGCUGGAGGACAGUUUAGCUGUGAAUGUGAGCGAGGAUUCACAGGGACCUACUGCCACGAGAAUAUAAAUGAUUGUGAGAGUUCCCCUUGUCUAAACGGAGGAACUUGUAUAGACAAAGUUGAUCAGUAUCAGUGUAUCUGUGCUGAAGGCUGGGAAGGACCCAGCUGCCAAAACAAUGUUGAUGACUGCAUCUCUGAACCCUGUCAGAAUCAGGGUGUCUGUCGAGAUCUGAUCAACGACUUCCACUGCGACUGCUGCAACGGCUGGAAAGGAAAGACCUGUAACUCACGAGAGAGUCAGUGUGAUGAGACAACAUGCAGCAAUGGAGGAACUUGCUCUGAUGAAGGAGAUACUUUCAGGUGUCUUUGUGCUGCAGGCUGGGAAGGAUCCACCUGUAACAUUGUGAAGAACAACAGCUGUCUGCCGAGUCCCUGCAAGAAUGGGGGAACCUGUGUGGUGGACGGAGACUCAUUCAGCUGCAUCUGUAAGGAGGGCUGGGAGGGUGCCAUCUGCAGCCACAAUGCCAACAACUGCAGUCCUCAUCCCUGUUAUAACGGUGGCACCUGCAUUGAUGGGGACAACUGGUAUCGGUGUGAAUGUGCUCCAGGGUUUGCCGGCCCAGACUGCAGAAUCAACAUCAGUGAGUGCCAGUCAUCGCCCUGCGCCUUUGGCUCGACCUGCAUCGACGACAUUAAUGCUUACCGCUGCAUAUGUCCUCCAGGAAGAACCGGCCCUCGCUGCCAAAAUGGGAGGCUCUGUGUGCAUGUGGAGUCGGUGGCUCUGGAUGGAAGCAGAUGGGAUGACGACUGCAACAGCUGUCGCUGUGAAAAUGGGAGAGUCGUGUGCACAAAGCUUUGGUGUGGCCCUAAACCUUGUAGCCUCCACGGCAAUAUUAAAGGUGUAGAGUGUCCAGCCGGUCAGACCUGCGUCGCUGUCCGCAAUGAGCGCUGCUUCAUCAAACCCUGCUUUGGCCAGGGGGAAUGUUGGGGCCCCAUUCACCAAGCCCUGCCCCAAACUAGGUGCUACCCAGAGAGCAGUUGUGCCAACAUCACCUUUACCUUCAACAAGGAAGUCAUGGCAAAGGGUGUGACAGUGGAGCAGGUUUGCCGUGAACUCAGGAACCUCUACAUUGUCAAGAACCUGUCCACUGAUUCCUCUGUCUUCAUGACCUGCGAGCUGUCGCACAGUGCCAACAAUGAGAUCCAUGUAGCCAUUUCGACAGACAACCAGAUGAGAGGUCUGACCUUCAUUAAGGAAAUCACACACAGGAUCAUGAAUGUGGUCAGCAAGAAGAACAUCAACAGCAGCAUCAUCAGCGCCAUCGCAGAGGUUCGCAUCCAGAGACGACAAAACCAAAACCCUAAUGAUCGCAUGAUGCCCUUGCUGGUUUCUGUGGUGAUCAUAAUCUGGGUGUUGGCAGUUACCUCAAUGUUGCUGUGGUGCAUAAGGAGGCAGAGGAAGCAGAGUGCCCACGCUGGGGUCUGCACCCAAGCCUUGCCGUCUCUGGCACCGACGGUUGAAGACAACAACACCCUGCACAACAGCAUAAGUGCCACACGUGAGCAACUGAACCACAUCAAGAACCCUAUUGAAAAAACUCUGCCAAGCCACCAUCAACAAUACCACCUACUCCAUCACCACAUCUGUGAGGACAAGAACGCAGUCAAUGCCAAGAUCAGAAAAUCUGACACUGGGAGCCAAUCAGAAGAAGAUCAGGGAGACAAGAGGCUGCAAAAGGCCAGGUUUCCUCUAGCACCACCAUCAUACCCACUGAUAGACUGGGAAGAACAACACCCCUAUCACUCCAUCACCAAACACCCACAGUGGACUAGCAAACAGGACAACAGGCAGCUGCAGUCACAGAGUGUCAAUAGGGUGGAGUAUGUUGCAUAGCAAAGAAGCUCCAAAUAACUAGAUGGAGAUUAUAACACCCCCACCCCCAAGACAUUUGGGUGAUUUGUAAUCUAUUUUUAACAUUUUUGUAAAGAAAAUUAAUUUGCUGUUUAAUUCAUGUUUUGGGUGACACUGGCCUCAAUGUUGCAUACCAUUUGGAUGGAUCUCCAAAUGGGUGUCUUCAGAAUAAGGGCUUCCCAACAGCCUUAGACUGACCAUCAGUUUAGUUAGGUUGUGUUUGCGAGUGUGCUGCUUAUUCCACCACAGCACAGAUCAUUUUGAAAAUAUUUAUUGUUGUCAGUAUAAAGAAUUGCCUAUGUAAAAUGUUUGUGUGUAAAUAUUUUUAAUUGAUCUCCUUGUAUAUUUGAUUUAUUAACUUGUGAAGAUAUUUUUUGUAUUAAUGAGUUUAGAAUUGAACAUUUGAUAGUUUUGUAAAUUUCUGGUUUUUGAUUUGUUUUUUUUAUUCAAACAUUUGUUAACUUUUCUGGAUUUGAGCAUUUUUGUGCCUUGGCUAAAUGUGUCAUGCACUGUAUGUUGUAUUUUCCUUAAAUGGAAAGGGAGGGGGUAUGUGCUGGGUGGGUAGCGACAGAGUCCCUGUUAAUACGAGGCUUUAAUGUGUCUUGGCUGAUAAACACAAGUUGAUAGUACACAAGUCUUUGGAGUGGCUGUAGCUCAGAAGGCAGCAGGUCAUCUACUAUUUGGAAGGUUGUAUAAAGUGCUCUGAGUGCUCAAGUACAGUAGAAAAGCGCUAUAUAAGAACCAGUCAAUUUACCAUUUAGAAGCCUGUGCACCUGAUGCAUUAAGAUCUGAUCAUGAAGACCACACGAAUGACCAGAAAAAUUAAUAACAGGCUAUCAUCAAGCCUUUUAAUUCACAUUUGACAAAAGGUGGUCCAAGCAGCAACCUCCAGAUCUAGGAAAAAAUAUAUACUGCAGUUCCUCUAAUGACCACUUGAGUCUGCUUCUGAAAGCAAGUCAACCCCCAUACUAUAAAUGUCUAACUUUACAGCAAAAAUAAACAUGUUGAUAGCCCGGUACAAAAAAAAGAAAAAACAUUUAGGUCUUUAUAGAUAGUUUCUACCUUCCAAACUACAAUUAUGGUGGGUGAAUUUUCUAACAGGCAGCUGUAGUCUCACCUCAGUUCACUGGGUAUUUGUGCCUUUUGGAGCAUAAUGGAAUUAUCGGACAAUAUGGCUCAUUGUGUGGUGAGUGGAACUCCAGUAUUCUAUAAGUAAGUGGCAGGUAUGUGUGUCUGUGCAUUGUAUCUGUACAAUUUAUAAUUGCAGCUUGAUAACCAAGUCUUGGCUAAUAAUGUGGCAACAUGGCAGCAGCCAAAGUGCAAGGUCCAAAACCAGUGGGUGUCAUCUAUUUUUCAAUUCAGUUUUGUUUAUAUUGCACCAAAUUAUAACAAAAAGUCGCCUCAAGGUGCUUUAUGUU
Messenger RNA from Archocentrus centrarchus (flier cichlid), 5334 nucleotides. Its product is annotated as protein jagged-1a-like. Gene Ontology annotation, cellular component: membrane. The coding region runs from base 188 to 3898 and encodes 1236 amino acids. Gene Ontology annotation, molecular function: calcium ion binding; peptidase inhibitor activity; Notch binding. The transcript has 26 exons. Lineage: Eukaryota; Metazoa; Chordata; Actinopteri; Cichliformes; Cichlidae. Gene Ontology annotation, biological process: cell communication; multicellular organism development; Notch signaling pathway. The record is from RefSeq and is a predicted model, not a curated record.